This is a messenger RNA of Ectocarpus siliculosus, 1679 nucleotides long. The record is from the annotation of a GenBank genome assembly. Lineage: Eukaryota; Phaeophyceae; Ectocarpales; Ectocarpaceae.
GCCACACACAGCAGCACGAUCGACGCGUGGUGUGUGUCUCUCUCAGGAUGUCAUUCAGAGUUCCUGCUUGUCGCCACCUUGCCAGGGUGCGCAAGACUGCCACCCUAAGCUCGCCGAGAAAGUGGAUACCGAUGGUGGAAUCCGCGGCUCGUCUUCACCAACAUGCAGCAGCAGCAGCAGGGGUGAUUGCAAAUCACCCGCAGCACCGGCAUCCCCCUUUCUCUCGACCACUGCAGAGACACCAGCAAGGCCGGCAACCGGAUGAUUGCCCUUCCUUUGUUGGGCAGAUACGCCUGAAGCACGGAGGAAAGAAAGGGAAAAAGGGCGGCAGAGGCCAGAAGGCCUCCGCCGCAAGCAGCGCCGCGGACGGGGAAGACAUUGCCGAGAGCCUCGACGACAUCGCUGGCAUCCCCGAAUCUAAAGCCCGCUUCGACAAAGUUUUGCAGGGCCUGACUCGCGACUUCCAGGGAUUGCGAGGGGGAAAGACAGAUCCGGGCAUGCUGGACAACGUGAGGGUGGAAUCUUACGGGUCGAUGACGAAUCUCGCCUCGGUGGCGCAGGCGUCCAUGAAGGGGCCGCAGCUGAUCGUUCUCAGCGUCUACGAUCCUGGGAUGACUAAGGUGGUAGAGGACGCCAUUCGAGAGUGCGGCAUGGGCCUCAACCCCAACUCGGAGGGGCAGGGACAGGUGCACGUGCCGAUCCCCAAGCCCACCAAGGAGUCGCGGGAGGCCGUGGCGAAGGUCGCCGCUAAGCACGCCGAGAAGUCGAAGGUGGUGGUGCGAGGUAUUCGGCACAAGAUCUUAGACCAGAUCAAGAAGAAGAAGGAUUCAUUCCCAGAAGACGAUGUCCACAUGAGGAUCAAGGAGAUCGACCAGUGCACGAAGGAUGCGGAGGCCGGCAUUGCCGGCAUGUUAGAGAAGAAAAAGGCCGAGAUCCUCACCGUCUAGAUCUAGAUAGGUAAAGUAGAGAUUUAUUUCGAGAGAUCUCUUGAUCUCGGUUGCUCUGUCUCUCGCUCUCUGUCGGUUCCUGCUACCGUUCGACGAUCACGGCCAUUUUUCUUGACAUGUUUUUUCAGUAUGAAAUGUGUGUCCAUCUUGCGCUCCUUUGGAAGUAGGGAGGGUGGAUGGGUGGCUGUAUGGGCGUACGCGAGGCAGAGGCCAAACGUAGGCAGUUGUUUCGCCGCGGUAUCUGGCAGGAGUGUAGGAGUGUGUUUGCGGGGAUACUUGCGGCCUAGGAGCACGGUUGUAGCUUGAUCGUUGGUCUCGUGGCAGGAAUGUUGCUAUUUCACCGCUCCCUGCUCUGUGCCGCCUUUUCUAAUGAGCACGCGUUGCUGAGACGUUGCCCGCAGAAGAAUAGCACAUCCCUGCUCGGAGUUCUACUUUUGUUCUUUCGGAACUACGGUAGUAGUGAGGCGGGACGCCUCUGACUGUGCGUAAUUUUGGAGGUGUUGUCUCAUACGUGCGGAGGGGUUUCACACGACGCUGUGGCGUGUUUUCUCUGUCAGAGCGUUUGCCCUGCCCGGGCUGCCGACAAAUGGUCGGGGCCAUGCCAUCCCGCUUUUCAUUGGUUUUGUUGUGCUGUGGUCAAGGUUUUCUGGACGUUGCGCUUCCGCGGCCGUGCUAGCUAUGGGGCGGCAGACAGUACCUUUUUUUUUGUGGACGGACGGUGUAACGACACCG